Messenger RNA from Saccharomycodes ludwigii, 1761 nucleotides. RefSeq lists its product as uncharacterized. The transcript has 2 exons. NCBI's taxonomy places the organism in Eukaryota, Fungi, Ascomycota, Saccharomycetes, Saccharomycodales, Saccharomycodaceae. The record is from RefSeq and is a predicted model, not a curated record. Bases 1 to 1761 code for a protein of 586 amino acids.
AUGAAUACUACUGAUUCAACUAGCGCUGACGUUAUUGCUACGAAAAUGUUAGAUAAUCAUAACAAAAAGGUGGAUGAACUUUUUCAAAAGCAACAUGUAGAAUAUAUUCAAGAUUAUUUGACCAAAGACUUAGAAACAAAUCUUACAAAAGUGCAAGAUGAAUUAUUUAUUAAAUUACUGGAUUUUAAAAACAUUGAAACAAUGUUGGAUAAUUGUCAAGGAUAUAUAGAUAUUUAUCAAACUGAAAGUUUACAAAUAGAUAAUUCGUUAAGAAACUUAUGUUUUAAUGACGAAAAGUAUAAGUUUGAAAUUUUGAAAAAUGAAAAACUUGUUAUGAAAUCACCUGCAAUUGAUUAUAAAACUUCUGAUGGUACCAUUGAAAAAAUCAUGGAUGAUUUUACUGAACUUAGUGCAAAAUAUACUUGGGAACUCAUUGUUCAAAAUUUCAUAAAAAACCCAAGCAUUUUAAAUUUCAAAGAAAUUUGUGAUACUUGGAAUACGAUUCACGAACAUAAAAUUGAUACUAGAUUGGUGUGUGAAAUAAAAAAAUGGCUCUUCAAAGAUGAAGAGCAGAGAACUGAUUCAGAUGAUAAGGAGGCAGUUGGUGAAGGAGAUGAAAAUGGUGAUAUUAUGGAUUUGUUAACUGAAAAGCAACAAUCUAGUACUGAUUAUAACGAUCAAGAUGAAUAUAAUGAAAGAGUCGACUUUAACAACAAAUUGAUUGAAUUCUAUAAAAAAUUAAAAACCGUUUCUAAUGAUGCUGAUAUAUCACAAUUGCUUGAUAUACUUGGAGAUAAAAUAGUUUUGUUGCAUGAAAUACAAUCCAGUGAGUUAUCAAAUUAUAUCAAAAAAGAUGAAUAUUUAAACAGAAAAUACUAUAUGAUGGUUAGAAAUCAGAUUAAUAAGCUGUUUUUGAAAUUGAAUGGGCUUGAUCCCUGUUCUGGUACUCUAAAAUGUACGAACUUGUAUGAACUAGUAUCAAAUGGUAAUACAAUGGAUAACACAGAUGAAAGUAUGAUAUAUGAAGUAUGUUUACAGACCAAAUACUAUAGUAAGGGCUGGUUCAAUGAGGAUUUGGUAGGCCGUGGUGUAAUCAAUGAAAAAAUAAAAAGGUUGUUGAGAGAUAUUGAUGAAUAUGUUAAUUUUGCUACCAACGAUAAAAUUGGUUUUAUAAAAAGUGUCAAAGGAAAAUUAGAUGAUGAAGUUUUGGUGAAAAUAAACGAAAAAGAAAAUGAAUGUAGAGGUAGUAGUUAUUGGUUGUUGCAACAAUUACGGAACCCAAUAUAUCAAAAGGAGCAGGUUAAAGGAGACGAUACUAAAGCUGUUGUGGAACAGAAUGAAGCUAAAGUUGAUAAGGAAGAACAGAAUGAAGCUAAAGGUGAUAAAGAAGAACAGGUUAAAGGAGACGAUACUAAGGCUAUUGUAGAGCAGAAUGAAGGUAAAGGUGAUAAAGAAGAACAGGUUAAAGGAGACGAUACUAAGGCUAUUGUAGAACAGAAUGAAACUAAAGUUGAUAAAGAAAAGAAGAAAAUUAACAAGGAAGAACAGAUGGAAUCAUAUAAUAUGGAGAAAACUCGUAAAGAAGAUAUUGAGAAUAAGAAUUGUGAUAAAUUUAUCGAAAGUGGUGAUAUUAUUUUCCCUGAUCUAACAGCAACCCCUGUCACACCCUUAACAAUGGACCAAAUAAUUGAACAGCUGGUGAUUAAUGUUAAUGUUAGACAUUGGAACUUAUUUGCUAACGGGAACAGUACAAGCUGCUAG